GCAAUUUCCUGGUGGGUGCGUGAAAACGUCACAUUAGACAGUGAAGUGGUUAGUAGCUGCUUGGCGAUGUGGCGAGUAUGAGAAUAUAAGUUUGUUACAGCGCGUUGAUUGGGAGGCGUUGCCGCAUUCUGGAGGACAACGCGAACGAAGAUACAUAAGUGUCUUAUAAGGACACACAGCUAACUGGAAUACCUGUGUUGAUAUAAUUAAGUAUAGAGGUGCGAAGAAGACAAGGGCAGCCCCGCGAGGGCAAGUGUGUGCUGUGGCGGUCCUGCUAGCGAAAGAUGAACAAGAACCACCGAGUGCCGAGCAACCGAACUCUGAGCGCCGUAGAGGUGAAGAGCAAGUUUGGGGCCGAAUUCCGCAGGUUCUCCCUGGACCGGUCUAAGCCAGGCCGGUUUGAUGAGUUCUAUGGACUUCUGCAGCACGUGCACAGGAUCCCCAAUGUGGACCUGCUGGUGGGCUAUGCGGAUGUCCAUGGUGACCUGUUGCCAAUCAACAAUGAUGACAACUACCACAAGGCCAUUUCUGUGGCAAGUCCACUGUUACGGCUCUUCUUGCAGAGGAAAGAGGAAGCUGACUACUCAGCGUUUGGUACGGACUCUCUGACGCGCCCUAAGAAGACGGUCCUGGCGGCCGUGUUGCUGCGGCCUGAUGCCAACCGGAAGAAGCCCCCCGUGAUCAUCAGCCUGCCCAGGGACUUCAGGCCUGUGUCCUCCAUCAUCGACGUGGACAUUCUCCCUGAGACCCACCGCCGUGUGCGCCUCUACAAGCACGGCCAGGAGAAACCGCUCGGCUUCUACAUCCGCGACGGCUCCAGCGUACGGGUGACGCCUCAGGGCCUGGAGAAGGUGCCCGGCAUCUUCAUCUCCCGCAUGGUGCCCGGGGGCUUGGCUGAGAGCACCGGCCUGCUGGCCGUCAACGACGAGGUGCUGGAGGUCAAUGGCAUCGAGGUCCAAGGCAAGUCUCUAGACCAGGUGACGGACAUGAUGAUCGCCAACAGCCACAACCUCAUUGUGACCGUGAAGCCCGCCAACCAGCGCAACAACAUCGUCCGGAGUGGCGGCGGCGGCGCGGCUUCCGGGAGCUCGGGGCGCUCGUCGGACAGUGGCGCCAGUUUCUACGGGUACUCCUCCUCGGGCACCGCCGUGGCAACGACCCCGGCACAUAUCAUCCAGAACUAUCAUCCGGAGGAGGUGGAGAGCGACGAGGACGAUGAGGACCUGGUGAUCGAGGCGGGCGGGGAGGCUGUGCCCAUCCCGCGGGCGGCGUCGGCCAGCUGUAGCAUGCCCGCCCUGCCCCGCUACGAGCCUCACCUGAACCUCCGCACCGCGGCCAACGGAGCCCUGGCCGCCAGCAACAGUGCCAGCUCAUUGAGCGCGCUCAGUCCAACCGGCCGGGGCCUGGAGGGAAGGAGCCAGGAGGAGGACGGCACGGUCAUCACACUGUAGGCCCCCGUCCUGUAACCUUGACGAUAGUGACGCCACACACACUUUCACACAUGCAGACGUUGACUUUCUCGUAUAUGCAAACACAUAGUCUUACACAAGCACAUACAUUCGUUGUCUACAGGAAGAUGCCGCCAACGCCCACCCCACGGCCGCCCAUGUGCCACAGUAUGGAUGCACGCCGUGUGACAGGCGGACACAUUGUGCUCACAUGGUUUUUGUGCGGACGGGGAGAAGUGUCUCUGAGAGAAAGGCCUGUAACUCCUGAUUCGAUCCACAAAAGGCACUUGUUUCUAUUUUGCGAAUGGGAGGCUGUUUCUAUGUUCUUAUUUGUGGGCAGCAAUGAGAUGGUACUUUCAGUAGUUCUUUUUUUUUGUGAGUUGUACGAAAGGCCUUGAAUGAAGGAAUGAAUGAGUGAGCAUCCCUGGAGGCUAAGUACUCUGCUUAGUUUGUUAGAUAGAGGGGACAUAUUUGACAAUCUGCUUCUACCAGUUCACUUUGCAAACACCCACUCCUCCCCUAGGUGAUUACAGCAUGUGGGAACAGAAGUAAUGGCUUCCAUCUGACGUGUUACCAUAGUAACGAAUGAAGAGCAGAGGUCUGCAAUAAUACUCUAAUUUUAGUCUGAGGAGAAAUGGCAGAUAUGGGUGUCUUUGCAUGACCCCCCCCCCCGACACCAGGGUUACUACUUCCUGUGUUUUCUUCAAAGCUAUUAAUGUUGAUAAAUCACACAAACUAACUCAAAGGAAUUAUGCGAAGAAACGUAACAUUCUAGAAUCUCUUAAAUGUUUUCUUGCAUGGUUUUCUUGCAAUCAAAAAUAAUUUACUGUAUUUUUAUUUACUGGAAAAUGGGUGCAUCUGAACUCAACAUAUCGGAAAAAUUAGACCUGUGGGUAAGGACCACCUCUCCAUUGGACCAGGCCAUCUUUCUGGUUCUCUUUCCAUAUGACAAGGGCUAUUUCCCCGCUUCCUGUAUUAAGCAUACUGUAACUGAAUGUAAUUCUAAAUGUCAUCGCUCAUCUCACAUUCUCCCUUUUCUCUCCUAUCUGUCCAUGUUUCUUAUCAGAAGAUGUGCAUGUAACAGGCAAUGUAGUCUUGUACAGUUUUCCAUCUCUAGGUUAAAUUGGAUGUAAUCUGAUUUAUUUGUUUGAACAGUCCUCACUUCAUUUACAGUAUUUUUUUCUAUUUUAGUUUCCCUGUAUCAAGGGGAUGACUCGUCAAAGAAUGUAAUACUAGUAUAGAUUGCGCAUAAAUAGCUGGACCAUGGCCCAGAGAGUACUGCAUAAGUGCUUUUAGCUUUACAUAACUUAUGUAAUUUAGCUAGGACCUUAAUGCAACAGUAGAUGACUGAUCAGACUAAUGUUAAAGAAUCCAGUCAUUGACAAGUGAAGACUCUUGACUUGAACACUCAUACUGUCUGUUUGCACCUUGUGUUUGAGGAAGGUGGAGUUUGUCACAUUAUGCCUUGAGUACAGGUGUAUUCUCACUAGUUCCUGGUCAUGUGCUAUCUAUUGCUUUUCAGGAAGGGCAAAACCAGCAAGGUGAUUCGAAUGCUGGAAAUGUAGAACCAACCGGUUUCCCCAAAAUGCUAGAUACUUCCCCACCAAACUCAACAGGCUUAACAUGAAACCGAUCAAGCUAGUCCUGCAGAACAUCCUCAAUCCGCUAUAUUAUAAAAGCUAACAGACUCCUCUGAGAGCAGAUGGGACCUCUAUGUGCAUCCUCUCUCAUAUUGAUUUUGCUUUUUCAAUGCCCAUUGCUAGGGAAAACAAACGCCCUGGGAACAGUUGCCUUACUCCCCCACCUACCCUCUCUAACCCUACUCAGCCUGACUGCAGUCUCUUAAUGCAGAAAUACCUGAUGAGAAUUAUAAACACUGGAUCUCUGUGAUCAGACAUCUGCUCAGAGCAGGUGAUGUGAACUCAACUCCCCCUCCCACUGAAUCAUUGACACUGUGACCUACUACUUUAUUCUCUUUUAUGGUACAGAGUGUUGAAGAGCUGGAAUUGUUUUCUUUCUCAUUCCAAACAUUUCUGGAACAUUCAAAGCAUGAGAAGUGACAUUUUUAAUAGAAGAAAUGUAGAAAUCUAUGUUAAUUUAUUUUGGUUUUAACUACACAGGAGAACAUGGGGAUUGUAACCACAAUUAUUUAUUUUCUAAUCAUUUUUUAGUCAUCGCUAAUUAAGUAUACUUGUUUUUUUUUUAUUUUUUUUUUAUAACUGAUCAACUAUGUUACUUCAUGGUAGACGUUCAUCUUUUACUAUAUAUAUAUAUAUGACAAUAAGCAUUUUACAGGGAUAUAGAUUGUCACCACAUCAUACCUUUCUUCAUACUGUGAAUUGCUUUAUUUCCAGGAUAAUCCCUGUAUGUCAGAAAACACUAAACAUGUUAUGGAAACAUUCAGUUUUUUGUCAGUUCCUUUUUUAAAUUUUUUUUUUUUUUUAAGAAUAACAAUGAGCAAUGAUUUUUGCUUGCCAGAUAAUCCUCAAGUAUAGAUUUAUACUGAAAAUUGUCAGUAUUUUCUUAUCAGAACUAUAUAAUGUGCAUUUCUAUCACUUUUAAUGAAAAUGUUUUAAAGUAAUGUAAAAUUCAAAGAAAUGUAUGAAUCUAGAUGCACAUGUAUAAUUGUUGAUUCCAUGAGCAGGAAAAAUAAACUAAUAUGUAGCAAUUA
Esox lucius (northern pike) is the source of this 4119-nucleotide messenger RNA. RefSeq names its product par-6 partitioning defective 6 homolog beta (C. elegans) (gene pard6b). The record is from RefSeq and is a predicted model, not a curated record. NCBI's taxonomy places the organism in Eukaryota, Metazoa, Chordata, Actinopteri, Esociformes, Esocidae. The coding region runs from base 285 to 1451 and encodes 388 amino acids. Gene Ontology annotation, cellular component: apical plasma membrane; cell cortex; nucleus. Gene Ontology annotation, molecular function: protein kinase C binding. Gene Ontology annotation, biological process: establishment or maintenance of cell polarity; centrosome cycle; regulation of cellular localization. The transcript has 3 exons.